GUAACCGUUAUGCAAAAAUACAAACGGUCCAAACGGAUGUAUGUGCCUAUGAGCCAUGAAGACGAAACUACGACUACUAUGUUUCCAUUGCUUCCUUGUGGAGAUCUACCUUACCUCCGAGCGCAUUCACACUUGUGCCUGUUGCACAGAAUCUGGCUGCAUUUGCCAUCAGAUACAUUCUAUAAGAUCCUAAUCUAAGGAUGUCGUUACAAGUCUUGGUCCGACAACUCUGAGAUUGGUCGUAGACUGUUUGGUCUAGGGAAGAGCAGGUCGACUCUCUGAUUCGAAGCGACAUAAGGAAGCAGGAAUUUAAAAGAGGGUACUGGACAACGGAGAGGCUUUCCUGGGGGAAAUACUGUGCCUUGAGCCUUGGGGGAGUAUACCUUUUUUGGCCUUUUGGCUAAAAAUAGAUAAAGUGUAGUAUCUGUUUUGUGGGAAAUCCUGUGCCUUGAAGGAAUACCUUUCUUGGACUUGUUGUGGCUAAAAAUAGAUCAUUGACAAGUGUAGUAUCUGUUUCGAUAAGGGGGGGAAAAAGAGAUUAAAAAACAAAAAACGAAAGGAAUUGCAAACAUGGUUAUGGCUGCAACCCCAGAUGUUAUGACGUUGCUCGUUGGCGUACUUCUUUUGAGUUCCCCGCUCGUCUCAGAGUCCCGUUUGAUUAACGCCAGAGUGGCCGAAGCUCUCGCCGGGAUUCAAGCUCACCUUAACGAUCAAGUGGUCAGUCUUGAUGGACCCCACCUUUAUGGGGUUUAUGAAGAGUCGACAAUGUCCGAUACGGCCGCUGCUGCUGCUGCUGAUGAUACGACCCGCCUGUCUACCGUUGCCGCGGCUGAACAGGAUAGAGGUGCGGAAUCUACAGAUGCAAUGACGGGGACGACAGGAAGGCUAAUGCAAGAACUGUCGACAGUAAUGCGAGAACUGUCGACAGGUGGAACAAGCGAUGGAGGCGCUCCUUCUUCCGAGCCGGCAAAAGAAGAGGUCGUAGAAAGCAGUGGAAAUGAUGAGGGUGCUAGUCCCUCGCAGCCACCGAGAAAUACCGCCGCCGCGGAUACUCGGCCACAAAGACCUUCUCCUGUUCUAAGCUCAGCGCAUGACAAUGAAGACCGCAGCUGGAGCAAAGAGUUGGACAGAAUCGGCAAGAUAAACGGCACUUGGACCUGGUGGCCGGCUGCUGUCGUGGUUGUGCUUCUCUUCACUGCUUUUGGUGCCCUCGUGUUAAAUGAGAAAAGGAAAAAGGGAAGGAUCUCUGGAAAGUGCAGUCAAGGGGUACCGCACGCGACACAGGGAACGCACUCUGCAAAGCGUAAACGCCUCAUGCAGCAAACGGACUCCACAAAUCCCAGUGAAGAGGCACCAGAGCCAGCGCAGGGAACACUCUCCGCAAAGCCCGGCAUUGCCGGCAAAGAGGUACAGGACCCGACGCAGGGAAUGGACUCUGCAAUUCCCAGUGAAGGUGGCACGCCUGUCAGUCAGAGCGUGCCGGAGGAGGUACGAGAACCGAUGCCGCUGUAAUACACAGAGUGAGAGCGAGUCAUUGUAUGCCUAAGUGCUACACCCAC
This is a messenger RNA of Chara braunii, 1559 nucleotides long. The record is from the annotation of a GenBank genome assembly. NCBI's taxonomy places the organism in Eukaryota, Viridiplantae, Streptophyta, Charophyceae, Charales, Characeae.